This is a messenger RNA of Ceutorhynchus assimilis (cabbage seed weevil), 2872 nucleotides long. NCBI's taxonomy places the organism in Eukaryota, Metazoa, Arthropoda, Insecta, Coleoptera, Curculionidae. The record is from the annotation of a GenBank genome assembly.
CGCGCCUUUGUCGGCAUGGACGAUUCGUUCCAGAUAGUCGGUCUCACAAAAAUACAUCGCGAUUUGUCUAUAAAAAACUUGUGUGAGGAGAAUUUUGAAACAAAUAUGUAUAAUUGCGAUGAUAAAUUUGUGAAUUAAUAGAAUAACUAUGUCAGCAACGCAAUCAAGACAAAAUAAGAUUAUCCCUACUAACGGAGCUAAGAUCCCUAUCCAUCAGUUAAAUCCUAGUUAUACAGUGCGAGUGAUUUGUUGUGUAUUUUUUAUUUUUUUGACUGAAAUAUUCUUAGCUCAUUAUGUUUAUAGGCUAAUAAUUUCCGAAAUCCGUGACAAUUACCUGAGUAAAACGGAUUUCCGGCAUAAUUUCCAAAACGAAAUCCGUACGGAACCGUUCAGAGAAGAAAUCAUAAGAAUCCUCACCUAUCACCAAAACGUAAAACCUAUUAAAUCUGAAGAAAAUGUCACGAUCAGACGAAAACGUAGUGUUGGCAGGGGUAGCGACCAUAAUUUUUUGACUGCUUCCAAAAUUGAGGAGCCUCAAGUCGAAUUUUUCCAUACCAAAACCCCUUUGAUGGACGAAAAUGAAGAAGACGCGCGAAAACGGAUUAAAGGUGGAGAUGAUCAAUGGAUUUGGGUGACGAGUUCUAGCAGAAUUCAGGAAACACAGCUAGCUGGUUUUUGUAAAAAAGUAAAAGAUUUCUGUCCACAAAUACCCGGACCAAAAGGGGAGCGUGGAGAUCGGGGCCUACCUGGACCAACAGGUCCCAUCGGUCCUCCUGCUCAAAAAGGUGAAGCAGGUCCAAUCGGCCCUACAGGUCAUCCUGGAGUUCCAGGCGAACGCGGUUUAGGUGGUAAUCCAGGAAUGCCUGGAUUUCCAGGUGAAAAAGGUGAACAAGGUCGUCCUGGACUUGACGGUAGAAUUGGUAUUCCUGGAACACCGGGUCUCGACGGAAUGCCGGGAAGAAAUGGACAUGAUGGCAUACCAGGAAAAGACGGUACUUCCGGCAGAGAUGGUAGAGACGGAACUAAUGGUCAAAAAGGUGACCGUGGAUUGCCAGGUCCGCAAGGUCCACCAGGACAGAGAGGAAUUUCUGGUCCAAGAGGAAAAGCGGGUAGGCCUGGCACUAACGGUACACCCGGUUUACCUGGUGUAUCCGCUUACAAGCUUGGCGAUAAAAAUGUUACUGAUUUGCUUAUACCGCCAUCAAUUGCCGGGUCUCAAAAAGGCCAAAUGGGACCCAUCAUUGUACACGAAACCGAAAAUGUGCGUUUACAUUGUUCAGCUACAGGUUCUCCUUCUCCUAGGAUUACCUGGCAGAAGAUUGAUAAUCGACCUAUCAACAGGGGAGCAUGGCAAGAUAUCCAAGUAUCUGGAGCUACCCUCAACAUAACGAUGGUAAACCGAGAACACAUGGGAAAAUAUAUGUGCAUUGCCGAUAAUGGAAUUCCUCCAUCUGCUAAUCAUACGUUUAACUUGGAAGUUUAUUUUCCACCGCUUAUAAGCAUUCCAAGCCAAAUGGUUGGAAUAGCCAAUGGUUCGACGGCUGUACUGGAAUGUGAAACUGAAGCUUUUCCUGAACCUAUCAGGUACUGGGAACGAUCAGAUGGUAGACUAUUAGAAAACGGUGACAAAUUUCGUAUAGACAAUUCAAAAAUAAAAUUCAGGUACAAAUCUAGAAUGCAACUGAACAUAUCCAGAGUCACCUACCACGAUAUGCAAUUUUUAUAUUACUGCAUUAGCAAGAAUGAAUUGCAAAUGACUAGAGGCGAAUUCAAACUUUAUGAAAUUGAUCCAAGAGAAUCUCAAGUAACUCGCACUUCCUACAAACCGACAAUUUUCGGGGUACAACCACCAGAAAAGAAAGCUUUGGAGGACCUUUGUGAACCUCCGGUGCCCUGUAGACCUUGUGACUUUACCGAAGUCAAAUGCAGUCCUAGCGGGGUAUCACUUAUUGAUUUGAUUAGCCGAUGGGAAGUAAGACCUUAUGGAGAUACGAGAUAUCCCAUGGUGAACCUAACUAGAGCUACAGAUUGUGUGAUUUAUGCUGUUGGCAAACCUGUUUAUAACCGAUUUUCUGAUUUCAUCUAUGGGUGCUGGAUGACAGAUGCCCAUCCUGAAGCAAAACCUGGAUUCAUUUGGGUUACAAACGAAACUAGUUCGAAUGAACUUAUUGAGUAUCGAAAUAAGAGUGCUUAUAGGAAAAAUGAUCCAUCAAAUGUCUAUAGAUUAGAUCAUCCUUUUGGCGGCAACGCCCAUGUAGUGUUUAACGGCUCCUUCUUUUAUAACAUCAAAGGCACCAAAAGGAUUUUAAAAUACAACUUAGCAAACAAAAACACAGUAUCCCUUGAUCUUCCGGGAGAUAUGAAUCGAACAUCGAAACUUUACUCUGGCCAAUACAAUUAUGUGGAUUUUUCUGUGGACGAAAAUGGUUUGUGGCUUAUUUUUGCUGUGUCCGAGUCUAAUAACACUGCUAUCAUGAAAGUUGAUAUAGAUCCAAUGACGCCUAAUUAUAUUUGGAACAUAAGUAUAGAUCAUCACAAAGUUGGUGAAAUGUUUAUAGCUUGUGGAGUUUUAUACGCAGUCGAUAGUAUUUCCGAUAGGACUAGCAAAAUUCGAUUCGCACUUGAUUUGUAUAAGAACGUACUUUUAGAUGUGAAUCUGCAAUUUUCUAAUCCGUUUAGGAAAACUACAAUGUUGAGUUACAAUCAUAAAACUAAAGAAUUAUACUCAUGGGAUAAAGGUAAUCAACUUACGUAUCCAGUAAGAUCUCAUGAUAUUGGCUAUAAUUAUAAUCAGACUAUGAAGGAUGAAAGGGUAGAUAUAUCGGAUAGGCCCACAGCCGCAAAACAUACUGGCUAUGAAGUAGACUAGUAC